AUGAGUACCACGAAAAGCGGCCGACGGAGGAGAUCUAGCAGUAUAAUAUACCAAGAACCGCCCGAGUCGUUAGAACAGAUCAGCGAUCAGUCCGCCCUGCCCAACCUCAACUCGCAAUGGGUGAACGCAAAAGGAGCCUGGACGAUACACCCCGUCAUCAUACUUGGUCUCAAGAUCCUCUUCGAUAUAAUACCCGGUGUCACCCAGGAGAUAUCGUGGACCCUAACCAACAUAACUUAUAUGGCCGGCUCAUACCUGAUGUUUCACUGGGUGCGAGGUGUGCCUUUCGAGUUCAACGCAGGAGCAUAUGACAACCUCAAUAUGUGGGAGCAGAUCGAUAACGGCGACCAAUAUACGCCCGCAAAGAAGUUCUUACUGUCGGUACCCAUCGUCCUGUUUCUGCUGAGUACGCAUUAUACCCACUACGACUUUACUUACUUCACCAUCAACUUCAUGGCCCUCAUGGCUGUCGUGAUCCCGAAGCUACCACAAUUUCACCGAGUACGAAUCGGCCUCUUCUCGGAGCCGCCCGACGAGUGA
Messenger RNA from Cladophialophora yegresii CBS 114405, 540 nucleotides. RefSeq lists its product as uncharacterized. Gene Ontology annotation, cellular component: endoplasmic reticulum membrane. Gene Ontology annotation, biological process: intracellular sphingolipid homeostasis; ceramide metabolic process; negative regulation of ceramide biosynthetic process. Lineage: Eukaryota; Fungi; Ascomycota; Eurotiomycetes; Chaetothyriales; Herpotrichiellaceae. The transcript is spliced from 2 exons. The record is from RefSeq and is a predicted model, not a curated record. The coding region runs from base 1 to 540 and encodes 179 amino acids.